This is a messenger RNA of Dentiscutata heterogama, 2751 nucleotides long. The record is from the annotation of a GenBank genome assembly. NCBI's taxonomy places the organism in Eukaryota, Fungi, Glomeromycota, Glomeromycetes, Diversisporales, Gigasporaceae.
AUGAACGGAAAAAAGGCUUCAACUAUUGCAACAAAUGGAAAAAUUCCUGCUCCAAAAAGUGGAAACAAAAGCAAAGUUAAAGAGGAGCCGGAUGUCUCAAUGGAAGACGCAGAGUCUACAGGAUCCGAAAGUGAUGUACCUCUUGCCCACAGGAGGCCUACAUCAAAUGGAAGAAAAAGAGGCACAGUAAACGGACAAAAUACGGCCGUGAAACAAGAAGAGAAAUCCGAUUCCGACGAUCAUUCGAAAGUGCCCGGCCGUAGAAAAAUUCGUGUAAUACUCUCUGAAUCUGAAAACCUUUCAGGAUCCGAUAGUGAUGUGCCACUUGCAAAACUGAAAGCAAAAGGCUCAAAAUCAGAAGAUAAUACUUUGAAUAAGAGCAAAUCUUCAAGUUCUUUGACGAAAGAACAGGGAGAUAACAAAAAGGCAAAAAGGAAAAGGGUAGACUCCAGCGACUCGGAAUAUGACGACAAGAAUACAGCAACAAAGAACGGUUCCAAAAAAUCAAUUAAAAAGGCGAUAAACUCCCAGAAUAUGGAGGAUAUUGGAAUGAAAGUAUCCGUAUCUGAUGAAGAAGACAUUCCAAUUAUUAAAAGGAAAGGCAAGACAAAUGGGAAAAAGACGACUAUAAUUAAAAAAGAGUCUGAAGAUUCCGAUAGUGAUGUCCCAUUGGCCAAACUGAAGUCUGGAAAAGGCAAAGCUGCGGAAAACAAGGCAAAAACAGGCACUGGCAAAGAAGCUGAAAUUAAGCUAGAUAAAAAAUCACAAGUAAAGGUCAAGAGAAAACGAAAUGAUUCAGACUCCGAAGCUGACAAUAAAAAACAAACUGCUAAGACCGCUUCCAAAAAUGUAGCAAAUACCAAAAAAUCCGACACACAACGCAAAAAGAAAAAAGAAGAUUCACCAGAUGAGAGUAUGUCUGCAAAGAAACGAGGGAAACAAAAAGUGAAGGAAGAAGAUUCCGAUAAUGAGGAAGACGAAGAAUUUAAAUGGUGGACCCAACAGAACGACAAUAAUGACGGAACCGAUAAAUGGACUACAUUGGAACACAACGGCGUAUACUUUCCACCACCAUAUGUUCCACAUAAAGUUAAAAUGAAAUAUGAUGGAAAAGAGGUUACUCUGGAACCUGAAGCUGAGGAAGUCGCCAGCUUUUAUGCUGCUAUGUUGGGUACCGAUUAUGUCACUAAUGAGACAUUUAAUAAAAAUUUCUUUAAGGACUGGAUUAGAGUCUUAAAGAAAUCUAAAAAUAAUCCCCCAAUCAAAGAUUUUGAAAAAUGUGAUUUCACUCCAAUUUAUGAAUAUUUCGAACAGGAAAAGGAACGAAAAAAGAAUAUGUCUAAAGAAGAAAAGGCAAAAUUAAAGGAAGAAAAAAUCAAAUUGGAAGAAAAGUACGGGUAUUGCUUGCUAGAUGGACGUAAAGAGAAAGUCGGUAAUUUCCGUAUUGAACCUCCUGGUUUAUUCAGAGGGCGCGGUGCGCAUCCUAAAACUGGAUCUUUGAAAUUACGAGUUCAGCCCGAACAGGUAACAAUUAAUAUUGGUAAAGGUGCCAAAAUUCCAUCACCACCGGAGGGUCAUAAAUGGGCAGGUGUCAUCCAUGAUCCCACAGUUACUUGGUUAGCGACCUGGAAGGAGAAUGUCAAUGAUAACAUUAAAUAUGUUUUCUUGGCUGCUAAUAGCUCUUUGAAAGGUCUAAGCGACAUGAAAAAAUUUGACAAAGCGCGCGAGUUAAAAAACACAGCCACACGCCAAAUGGCUACAGCUAUGUAUCUGAUUGAUCGUUUGGCUCUCAGAGCUGGUAAUGAGAAAGAUACGAAUGAAGAAGCCGAUACCGUUGGUUGCUGUUCCCUUCGUCCUGAACACGUAAAGCUUAUCCCUCCAAACACAGUUACAUUUGAUUUCUUGGGUAAAGAUUCUAUUAGAUAUAUCAACACAGUAGAAGUUGAAGACCAAGUUUUUAGAAAUCUUUCAAUAUUUAUGAAAGGAAAGGAUGAACCAGAUGACUUAAUAUUUGAUCGAAUAAAUACUCAGGAAUUAAAUAAGCAUUUGUCUUCAUAUAUGAAAGGACUUACAGCCAAAGUGUUUCGUACGUAUAAUGCGUCGUACACUUUUCAAACACAGUUAAAAGAAUUAACUAAAGGGGACAGCUCGAUAGCUGAAAAAACAUUUGCUUAUAAUCAAGCAAAUCGUCAAGUAGCUAUUCUUUGCAAUCAUCAACGGUCUGUUAGUAAAGCUCAUGGAAACCAAAUGAGCAAGAUUGAAGAUAAGAUAAAAGCUCUUAAAUAUCAACGCAUGAAACUUAAAAAAUCCAUAUUAACUUUGGAGCCGAAAUUAAAGAAGAAACGAUCCGACCUUCUCGUGGAAGAAUCUGAUCUUGAUGAAGAAUGGAUAAUUGAAUAUGAAAAACAAUUGAUGGAAAAAGAACGUGAAAAAGUUCAAAUUGAUCAAAAGGAGAAAGAACUCGAAAAAGAACGCACUUCUGGUAGAGUCGAACCAAAAAAAGGCUUAACUGUGGAGAAAGCAGAUGAAAAAAUCCAAACUUUGACUGCGAAAAUCAAAGAGACAAAACUUUUAAAAGAUGACAAAGAAUCAAAUAAGACUACGGCAUUAGGUACUUCUAAGAUUAAUUACAUUGACCCUCGUAUCUCUGCCGCUUGGUGUUUAAAGUAUAAAGUGCCUUAUGAAAAGAUUUUCAAUAAGAGCUUGCGUGACAAAUUCAAGUGGGCUAUGGACGUAGUUGAUGCGGAUUGG